AUGGCCUCGGCUCAAAUAGAGUCUUCUCCUCUGCAACCGCGUAAAGCCAACGGUCUCGACGAGAAUGUGCAGAAACCCAAGCUUGAGGAGUAUCGAGCCAAAUCGGAAGAAGACAUGCAUGACCGUUACGUGGAGUCAGGAAGCCCAGAGGAAUUCUUGAAUGUUCUCCUACCCUUUCACCCCCGGACGAACAUGCGUCCUCGGCACCGCACCAAUCCCUUCGAGAGUAUGGAGGACGCGGAUUCGUGGACCGAAGCUACGGUGGUAGACGAGUUUGUCAAAGUCCUGAAUAACCACAAACUCUGCCCAAAAUUGGCUUUCCGUCGCUCUGAGUCUCGACCUCACUCCAAGGUUACGGAUAGUACAGCGCAGCGGAUCGACUGUGGUUUCUUUCGCCCUAGUGAAGCUCCAAAUGAUGGUCGCCCACAUUGGGAGCUCCAACUCGUGCCUGUGGAGUUCAAGAAUCGCAAAGAUGGCGACAAGUAUGACCCAUUUGUCGAUGAAGACAUUGAACACCUCGAUACCGUAUUGGAGUCACAGGCGAAGUCGCGCAAGGCAGAAAACGUCACGGACUUGUACAGGUACUUGGGGUACUUGGCCAAGUACCUCAAGUAUCCCAAGUACCUCAAGUACCCCAAGUCCAAUGGACUUGGCCAAGUCGGGUGGGUCGACUUGGCCAAGUACCAGGUACUUGGCCAAGUCCUCCAAGUCCCUGUUCAAGUUCAUGCCCAAGUUCACUGUGAGAUGUAUUGA
Dichomitus squalens LYAD-421 SS1 is the source of this 753-nucleotide messenger RNA. RefSeq lists its product as uncharacterized. The record is from RefSeq and is a predicted model, not a curated record. Lineage: Eukaryota; Fungi; Basidiomycota; Agaricomycetes; Polyporales; Polyporaceae. The coding region runs from base 1 to 753 and encodes 250 amino acids. The transcript has 3 exons.